Messenger RNA from Myotis davidii, 352 nucleotides. RefSeq names its product calcium and integrin-binding family member 2-like. NCBI's taxonomy places the organism in Eukaryota, Metazoa, Chordata, Mammalia, Chiroptera, Vespertilionidae. Gene Ontology annotation, molecular function: calcium ion binding. The record is from RefSeq and is a predicted model, not a curated record.
ACUUCAACACGGACAACUUCAUCUGCAAGGAGGACCUGGAGAUGACGCUGGCCCGGCUGACCAAGUCGGAGCUGGAGGAGGACGAGGUGGUGCUGGUGUGCGACAAGGUCAUCGAGGAGGCCGACCUGGACGGCGACGGCAAGCUGGGCCUGUCCGACUUCGAGGACAUGAGUCAGGCACCCAAGUUCCUCAGCACCUUCCAUGUCCGGAUCUGAGGACAGCCGAGGUCUCGGCCCUCACGCCCACCGUCGGUCCACCUCUGCUGUCUGCACAGUUUUGACCUCCCAGCUCCCAGGAUGGGAGCUGCAGCCUCCAGGGCUGACACCUAUCGACAUUUCUCGGCCCCUUCAAC